Molecule: messenger RNA, 3393 nt
Organism: Lentinula edodes (shiitake mushroom)
Lineage: Eukaryota; Fungi; Basidiomycota; Agaricomycetes; Agaricales; Omphalotaceae
Product: mediator complex subunit MED14-domain-containing protein
Exons: 20
Coding region: 1-3393 (1130 amino acids)
Biological process (GO): regulation of transcription by RNA polymerase II
Cellular component (GO): core mediator complex; mediator complex
Molecular function (GO): transcription coregulator activity
Source: RefSeq, a predicted model, not a curated record
AUGCCAGAAAAAGUGGACCCGUAUCCAAUAGUGAAUGGUGUUCAUUUGAACGGAGAUGUCGAGCCCAGCAUCGAGCAGCUGGAGCGCGAGCUACCGGAGGUGUUUGACGGUCAGAUUCCUUUGGGGGAUAUUCUAUCCCGUGUCAUGCAGGCUAUAUACAUGGAGCUGACAGAGAUGAGCGAAACUCUUCCAAACAUGUCAGACGCAGCCCGCAAGCGGACCCUGGCAGACUGGGUAGUCAAAACCAAGAAGCAGGUGGUGAAGCUUUACGCCAUCGUGAAAUGGUCUCGCGACGCGGAUACUGUGCAGAAAUGCAUGAAUAUCACUGCUUUUCUCAUGGAUCAAAACCGUCAGUUUGAGGAUGCGAUACAAGGAUUAACAUACGCGUGGGAGUCUUUGGAUCCUGCACGACUGCGAAACCAUGACCUCCUUACCUCACUGGAUGUGCUAACAUUUGGUACAUAUAAGCGCCUACCUACCAGGAUCAAGAAAUCUAUAAUACCUCCCACACCACUGACUGACGCUGAAGUGAUUAAAACGUUGAUAGGCAUUCAAGAUGCGAUACAGUUUCGACUCCGUUUGAAUGAAGUCACACCCGUAGAAAUGUCGCGCCAGCGCAUCGGUUUUCCCCCAGCAAACGGCCGUGUAUACUUCACAAUACCCAAACUAUUUGAAUGUUCAUUAACUCUGAAAGGCGCCCAACCAAAAGAUUCUUGGUCUUUUUUACACGUCGAGUUCCUCAUAAAUAUAGGAGGCGACGUCAAUGUCACCCAAGAAUUCCCUCGACGACCUACUGGCUUAAUGCACGGCUUUAUAAAAGAGGAAGUCGAUCGGCAAUUAGAGCUGUAUACCCCAAAACCGCCACCAGAUUUCCUUCUACCUGGGGCCGAGCCCCCUCCCGCAGCUCCAGAGCUGCCUGAAGAUGUCGUCGAUACGCCGUUGAUCCGUCUUUUCAACUUUUUGCAAAUGAUGUCAAUGUCAUAUCAACUCGAAGCACUAUUUUUCCAGGCUACAAGAAUGCGUUCUUUAGGCUGGGCAGAAUUCCUGAAUGUUUCAAUCACUCCCAAUCGUAAGGUCCUCGCAGUUUCGUAUUGGAUGUAUGUCUUUCCUCCCGUUGUUCGCCUACCGCCGAAAUUAGCGGUCCCUUUACAUGGGGGGACAGUGACGAUUUCAAUGGUGGAAGGAGUCAGAACUUCACACACCAGCUCAUCAAAGGCCAAGGUUCUGGCUGAACUGCAAUAUGCUUCGAAGCUUGGUUCCAAGAGACCAUCGGACAAAGUUGAAUCUCUCAAAUUUGAGGUUCGAUGGGAACCAACACCAAAUGCUAUCGGAAUCCAUAUUCCACCCGAAGAAUAUCUGUUACCUACUGGCAUGCUACUCGUGGAUGCUGAUAAUCUGGAUUUCGAAGCCAUGCUACGGAAGAUUAUCCAUAAACAUGUUAAUAUUAUAUUAACAAGAAUCCAAUACCAGCUUCAGCACACCGGGCGCUCUGGGUUCGCAGCCCCAGGUGUCUUAACCUUCAUUGAAGAUGGUGAAUUUCAAGCAUUAAAAGUUCUGCUUUGUGCAGACAAAUAUAUCUUGGUUUCUUUGGAUCCUAGGACUGGUCGUUUCACCCUGCGUGAUGUAGGAGACCUUGCAGCUACCAUGCAUGGUCUGCGACUGCUUAGAUUCGCAGACAAAAUUAAUGAGACCCCUGCUCAAAUUUUUAACGCCUUGGUCUCUAUUCGACUUCACACAAUCAUCGACCUCAUCGAACAGAAGGCUCAAUAUCUUGGUCUGCAAAGUUUUCGUUCCCGCAAUUUUGCACAAACUGAAAUGGCCAAACUGGGCCCCCAUAGAGGGUCUAUCUACAUCCAGUUGGAAAGCCACCCUACGCAUUAUCUCGUCAUCAUGAUCUCUGACGAAGACUUCAAAUACGCCUUGAUCAAUACACAAAUAGUGCGAACUACAAUUACUACUAGUAUGGUCAUGGGUGACAUUGCCUGGUUGGACUUUUCACGUUUGAGGAAUGAUGACCUGACGAUCAGCGUACAUGCGGAUCGGCCGGAUUCGCGCCCUGUGCUGAAGCGUGGGCGCUCGGACGAGAAGGUGCUCCCAGUUGAGCAACCAUCCGCAGGAAUCUUGCAACCAAACAACACAUAUAGAUUCCAUUUGGAGACACAAGUUUUACGCGAAAUCUACAGCUAUUGCUGUGCCCGUGUGGCCUACAUGAACGUCGAAAUCCAAUUUAAAACACGUGGUAUUCCAUUCACGCAUGUUAAUCAUACCGCUUCAACCUCAGUUUCUCCUGAACUCGCCUACAUACAAUCCUCCCUGGCUCGCUCAGUCCCUGGGUUAUGCGUGCAAUCCAGUGACAUAUUAUCUGGAGCCCCGGCAGCGGAGGCCGCUAUGCCCAAUAUCCGCGUUAUACCGCUCAAUUGGUGGUCAGAAAAAAAGGCGCAAGUUGUGACAUGCGUGAAGCUUAAAUACGUACAACAACCAAUGGGCAAAUCUGCAGGAACUAGUACUGUGAUUAGGCCUUCAAAACGGAUCAUUUACGACACGACCGAGGCCGUCGUGUCGUUCCUCUCUGAAAACGUGGAUACUUGCGUUGACGAAUUUCUGGAAGAAUGGGCUCGUGUUUCUAAAAUGGUGGUCAUUGCACGACAAGUCGCCCAGAUGUCCAAGGAAAAGAUGUUGCCUGAUGUCAGACUACUUUCCUUCGACCUUCAAACUGUAGAGUUUGCGUACGCAGAGGAUUAUACUGUCUUCAUAACAUGUGAAGACCAACUCUUCAAUGGGGGGACUUUCGAUCUCCGGUUCUCUCGUACUCGACCGAGUCCCGGAAGCAUCGAAGACUAUGAUUCCUUCAACCCCCACGACGAUGCCGAACCGUAUUUGCGAAAUAUUUUAACACCUGGACAUGGUCGCCUUGCACCCUCCCUACACAAGCUCGUUCGGCUUCUCCGGGAUACAUUACCUAUAGCCGUUGAACUAGAAGCGAUUCGAAGAGAGACUGAACGAGAUCAAGGCCAGAUGCCAGUCGACACAUUUGCCAAAGCUGCUGGGUGGUAUAGAUUAAUGUUUAGUGAUUUAAGGCAUGCACUCGAUAUACGGUUGAUGACGGACGAUAGAGUGGCAAUAUUUGACGCCUCCUAUUCUUUCUACCCUUCGGACGCUUCCGGUGACAUCGUCAUGUCAGAGCCUGCGGUUUCCGACCAUACUCUAAAGCCGAUCCCAAACUAUCCUAAUAUUGUGCUGGACUGUGUACGACAGGCACUCGACUCGGGGAGUGCAGUUCCUGGUAAAAUAGCUCCAGUGGAUGUCGCACUCAUCUGCGAUAAGAAUUCGGUCAAACCGCUGAUUCGAGCCGUAUAUGCACAAGUGGCAGCUAAACUCAAACAAGCAUCUUAG